Messenger RNA from Sycon ciliatum, 1470 nucleotides. RefSeq lists its product as uncharacterized. The record is from RefSeq and is a predicted model, not a curated record. The transcript is spliced from 2 exons. Bases 1 to 1470 code for a protein of 489 amino acids. Lineage: Eukaryota; Metazoa; Porifera; Calcarea; Leucosolenida; Sycettidae.
AUGAAUACAUGGUACAAGAAGGGACGAAGUAAGCGUGGAACAUGGACUCAUCCAGCCACUCGCCAAGUGCAUCUCAUUGAUUAUGUCAUCAUGCGUACAGCUCAUUGCUGCUACUGUAAGGACGUUGGUGUUGUCCGCGGCACACUGUGCUGGACUGACCACUGCAUGGUUCGGGCCAAGCUUGUCCUGGACUUCGUCCAAUGUAGAUUCACUCUCCCUAAGCGGAGGUCGUAUGCCACCCAUCGCCUGCGUGAGCCUGAUACGUUACUGCAGUACCGAGAGUCAAUGGAGGCAGCCUGUGGUGGCGUGGCCGGUGGUGGCCAGAGUGUUGAAGAGACCUGGAAUUCCCUUUGUGAUGACAUCACCAGCGUAGCGGAGAGAACACUGGUCGGUCGGCGGCGGCAACCAGACUGGUUUCUGGAGAAUAGGGCAGCAUUGGAGCCACGUAUUGAGGCGAAGCGACGUGCCCAUGAACGGAUGUUGUCGGCAGGCAAUCAAACAACACGUUCCGGAUUUAGAUCAGCCCAGCGGUCGGUUGCGAAGGCGGUGCGUGGUGCAAAGGAACACUGGAUCCGUGAGGUGGUCGGUGAUGCUGAGCGUGCUCAAAAGGAUGGCUGUUUUAGUAUGCAUGUCAUUGAUAACAUGCCUACUGCUGAGCCACGUCAUGAACUUGACAUGGCCCCGACAUUUGAGGAGGUGAUGGCUGCAAUGCGGAGGAUGAGUAGGGGCACGGCUGGUGCCUCGUCAGGUUUUGUGCCGGAAUUGGUGCUGGGUGGCGGUCUUGCUCUCCACCGGCGUAUUCAUUCUCUGAUUUCCCAGAUUUGGGCAGGUGGCUCCGUUGUUUCUGAGUGGCGCGACGCUGAGAUUGUACCCAUACCGAAGAAAGGCGACCUACGGUCAUGUGACAAUUGGCGAGGCAUCAGCCUAUUGGAUGUAGUCGGUAAGCUGUUUCCACGGGUUAUCCAGGAUCGCCUUCAGGAACUGUCCGAGGAUGUGCUGCGUGAGUCACAGUGCGGUUUUAGGAAGGGACGUGGGUGCGUCGACAUGGUGUUUGUGGCGCGCCAGCUAAUCAAGAAGGCCAUCGAACAUGAUACGCCACUGUAUGUCAUAUUUGUCGACCUGAAGAAGGCUUAUGACAGCAUACCUCGUGAGGCGUUGUGGCUUGUCCUCGGGAAACUCGGUAUUCCACCUACCCUUCUCAGCUUGAUUCGGUCCCUACAUGUCGGCAUGAGGGCUCGGGUUCGUAUAUCUGGUCGCUUGACGGAGGAUAUAUAUGUUAACAAUGGCCUUCGCCAAGGCUGUACUCUUGCCCCCACCCUGUUCAAUCUGUAUUUUGCUGCCAUAAUGUCGUCUCGGCGUUCCUGCUCUUCUGUUCCCGGCGUGUCCCUGCGCUCACGCCCUGGUCGGAAGCUUGUUGGGGAUCGAACAACCAAGGCGCGACUGAACACGUACCAAGUUACCGAGUCCUAG